This is a messenger RNA of Aspergillus niger, 4294 nucleotides long. RefSeq lists its product as uncharacterized. The transcript is spliced from 4 exons. Lineage: Eukaryota; Fungi; Ascomycota; Eurotiomycetes; Eurotiales; Aspergillaceae. The record is from RefSeq and is a predicted model, not a curated record. Gene Ontology annotation, biological process: transmembrane transport. Gene Ontology annotation, cellular component: membrane. Gene Ontology annotation, molecular function: ATP binding; ATP hydrolysis activity; ABC-type transporter activity. The annotation marks the transcript as partial.
AUGGAAAGCUUAUGUAGCUCUGCAGCUGAUCAGACAUUUGGGCCCCCAAUCCAUGGCUGCUCCUACCUGGACUUCACCCUUCUCUUUGAGCAGGUAAUAUUUGGCAUUAUCCCAUCGGCAUGUUUUCUCCCAGCCGUGGCCUGGAGGCUGCUGCAGCUCUUUGGGCAAUCCGGGAAGAUCACAUUGACAUCAAGUCAGCAUGCGAAGAUCUCGAUUUGGGUGAAGAUCAUUCUGAGCAUCGCUUUGAUCUGCAGCCAAAUUACCUUAUUGAUGCUCUGGGCGAUGGCUCCGCAACAUUACAAUAAAACCACCAUUGCAUCGGCCUGCCUGUCAUUGAUAUGCUCCCUCGGCAUACCGAUCCUGUCCUGGAACGAGCACAUACGAUCCGUUUCGCCCUCCAAUCUGCUUUGUAUCUAUCUCCUAUUCAGCACAUUGUUUGAUGGCGUACAAGCCAGGACAUUAUGGUUGCGAUUCCCUUCUACUAUCGCGGGAACAUGUACUGCAGGCCUGGGUGUUCGUUUCUUGUUGAUCAUAGCAGAGUCACAAGAGAAACAGACAUAUCUGAAGCCUCAAUUUGCUAAUUAUUCUCCAGAGAAAUUAGGGGGCAUGGUUAAUCGUAUCGUUUUCUGGUGGCUGAAUCCCUUGUUGGCUCGCGGGUCUCGCGGGUUGUUAAGUCCCAGCUAUCUAUUCCCUAUUGAUCCCAACCUCUCGGCUGAAGUAGCGCAGGCCAAGUUCGAGUCGAAACGGUCAUUGAGUACGUUACGUCCUCUACAUGUCAAGUAAUUCGACGUCAUUGACGUUACAUAUAGCAAUGAACUAUCGCCGUGGAGGACAAUAUGGUUUACUGCUGGCAAUAUUGCCUUGCGUUCGGCGAACUCUGAUAUGGACGGCAAUCCCCCGGAUCGGUCUGAUCGGUCUCAAAAUUUCGCAGCCGUUAUUUCUGAAUUGUGUCAUUCGAUAUCUCUCCGUUUCUACCAAAGACAAUGCUGUUGGAGGGGCGCUUGUUGGGGCUACAGUCCUGAUCUAUUUGGGAACGGCAGCUACGACAUCGCUAUAUAUGCAUGGGCUAAAUCGUGCCAUCACUGUGAUUCGAAGUCUUUUAAUUACUGCUCUCUAUGAAAAGACACAGCGACUGGACACUGUUACGGUCAAUAACUCAGCUGCGCUAACAUUGAUGAGCACCGACACAGAGACCAUCUGCAACAGCUUGAUGCGAUUAGACGCCCUAUUCGCUUCGCCCAUCGAGGUCAGCCUUGCCAUAUUCUUCCUUGCACGACAAAUAAGCUGGGCAUGCUUAGCAUCGGUUGGCUGUGCCCUGGCAGCUGUAUCCCUCAGCUAUGUUGUAGCCGCCCGGUCACCCCCACGCCAGAGAAUAUGGAACCAGGCUGUCCAAGAGCGCAUUGCAACCACUGCGUCAGUUAUCGGUUCUAUUAGGAGCAUCAAGAUGCUGGGUAUCUCUUCUUUUAUAGAGCGGCGGAUAUGUGAUCUCCGGAACUUCGAGCUUGAACGCGCUCGUGGGGCCCGGAUGCUUAUAAUGUGGAGAAACGUUGUUGCAAACAUACCACAAAUUGCUGGACCGAUUCUGACCUUCACUAUUUCCACGAUGGUCUCCGGAAGUGGUGUGGUCACUUCAGCGAACUCCUUUACCGUUCUCGCCCUGAUUGCUUUAGUCACUCAGCCUAUCCAAGUCUUUGUUCAUGGAAUAACACAAGUAGGAGUUGCUCUAGGUUGUUUCAAGCGUAUUCAAGACUAUCUUCUAUUGCCAGAAAUUGAGACUGGUCAAGUUUCUUAUCACAGUGACGAUCAUCAAACAUCAGGUAAAGUGGCCCCCGGGAGCGUGUUUCAGCUGAAAGCCCUCCCCACGGAUGCCAGGUGUCUGUCUGUCCAAAAAGCCAGUUUCAAAUAUGCAGAUGCUACCACACCGAUUUUGACGGACAUAAACAUCGAGAUACGCCCCUCUACGUUGACGAUCGUCACAGGAGCUACCGGCUCCGGGAAAUCUUCGCUACUCAAAGGCCUCAUAGGAGUUGUACCCUGCAUCGCUGGUUCUUAUUCAAAAGACGUGGCAAUAGCUUACUGUGCACAAGAGCCCUGGUUGCCAAAUGUCUCCGUAAGAGAAGCCAUAAUUGGCCCUUCUUACUUUGAUGAAAAUUGGUAUACCGCUGUUAUCCAUGCAUGUGCACUUGACGAAGACAUUGCCACAUUUUCCGAAGGAGACAGAACCUGCGUUGGCUCCGGUGGCACUUUCCUGAGUGGCGGACAAAGGCAGCGCCUGGCAAUAGCGCGUGCCAUAUACUCUCACAGAAAGCUCCUAAUUCUCGACGAUGUACUCAGUGCACUGGACAUCAUCACUUCCAGAAAAGUCUUUGAUCGCGCUUUUGGUCCGGAAGGACUAUGUAAAACCCACCAUGUUGCGGUUGUUCUUGCCUGCAGUGAUCCCGAGCGCGCUUUCUCACCUGAUGUGGUCAUAAAACUCCGAGAUGGAACGGUCACGUCAGGAAUCUCGACUGAUAUACUUUCUGAAAAGAUCAUCACCCUACAGAGUGAGAGCGAAGCAAGACCUACCGAUGAACGACACCCCGUGACAACAGGAACGAAGAACAAACUCAUAGAGUCCCGCCAGGACCUACCACGCCGGCUUGUCGUGCAAGUAUUCGGCUCCAAAUUCCCUACUCUAUGGCUCCAAUACUGGUCCGACCAUGACUUCAAUUACUUCCUCAGCGUAUACCUAGGGGUCUACGGAGCUUGCGCCUUUAUCCAGCUUAUUGGCACCAUCCUAAGCAUCACAUUCCUCAUCAUCUUCCUCGUCGCAAAAAGCUCCCGCCGUUUACACACACAGCUACUAACCGCUACCAUGAAUGCACCCUAUUCAUUCUUCACCACACAUGACAGCGGAACCAUCCUGAACCGAUUCAGCCAAGAUCUCUCCCAAAUCGAUAACCAACUAUCCGGCGCGCUUCUCAUGACGAUCUUCGGUGCCGGAACGCUUAUUGCCGAAGUCAUGCUUAUUGCCGCAGGAAACAAAUACAUUGCUAUUACGGUGCCGUUCGUGAUCACUGUUUUCUACGCCCUGCAAAACUUCUACCUGCGCACUUCACGUCAGCUACGGCUCAUGGAACUCGAAGCGCAGAGUCCGCUCUACACGCACUUUCUUGAGACAGCCUCCGGCACGGAUACCAUCCGCGCAUUUGGCUGGCAAGCUGCAUGGGCGGCGCGGUGCCGACAGUUAGUCGAUAGGGCAAUCCAGCCGUAUUAUACAAUGUUUUGUAUACAACGCUGGCUGAACCUCGUUCUCGACCUCCUGGCAGCGGGACUGGCAAUUAUUGUUGUCACCGUGGCGGUUACGCUAGGCUUAUCGGUGCAUACUGGCGCGAUUGCAGUUUCUUUGCUGAAUAUCCUGGGCUUCAGCAGCAGCCUGUCAUACCUCAUUACUUCGUGGACGCAGUUGGAGACGACGCUUGGCGCUGUUGCUCGCGUCAAAAGCUAUGAAGAGACUGUUUCGAAAGAAGAUGCCCAAAAUAGUGGGCUUAUCCAACAGCCUACGGAUGACUGGCCAUCUCGCGGCUCGAUCAGGUUCGACCAUGUCUACGCAAGCUACGACGCACAACAGAGUCCCCAUCAAUGCAUUUUGCGCGAUAUUGCCCUUAAUAUCCAUCCUGGAGAGAAGGUAGCUAUUUGCGGCAGAAGCGGAAGUGGGAAAAGCUCCCUCAUCCUCCUGCUUUUCAAACUUCUCGAUCCCAUCGCGGGCUCCGUGUUUAUUGACGGGAUAAAUUUACGCGAUGUUCCCUGCGACGUUCUACGAGCCCAACUUACCAUUAUACCCCAAGACCCUCUGAUACUUCCAGGAACAUUACGAUUCAACCUCGAUCCCAGCGGAGAACGGUUCUCUGACGAGGCAAUGCAUUCAGCUCUGGAUACAGUACGUCUAGGGAUGGAUCCUAGUACAGGGCAGCCAUAUUCUCUAGACCUUCAGAUGAGUGAGGGGACUUUCUCACGAGGACAAUGCCAGCUUUUGAGUCUAGCGAGAGCGCUCCUCCGUCAAACAGAAACGAAGAUCCUUGUUUUGGAUGAAAUCAGUGGGAAUGUUGACAUUGCUACGGAGCGGUUGAUGUUCCAGAUAAUUAGGAACUGUUUCGAGCAUGCGACUGUCAUUGCAGUGACGCAUCGGCUAAGGUGUAUUCAGGAGUUUGAUCAGGUUGUGAUCAUGCAGAAUGGCUGUGUCGUGGAGUGUGGAAGGCCCGGGGAGUUGCUUGGUGGGCGGAAUUUGUUUAGGCAGUUGUGGGAUGAGCAGUGA